AACAGUCAAAUUUACCUAACCUCAAUAAUUUGAAAAUUGUCUGAUUAAAGAGGUUUUUUUUUGCAAAAAAUGGAUGAAAUCAAGCUAGAUUUGCCCCAAAUCAAACAAGAUUUGCUGAAGGGCAUCAUUGCGUGCUCACAACGCGGUUUAAAUCAUAGUGCAAAGUGGUUAUCUGAGCUUCACUACUCCCUAGCAUACAUAAAACCCAGUUCCGAGGAAAACAUGUACUUUAAAAAUGACUGUGAGGGCGAAAUGGAAGCAUAUUUCAUGGCUAAAAGCUACUUCGACUUGAAGGAGUAUGACCGAUGUGCUCAUUUUUUGAAAAAUUGCACAAAACCCAAGACACGAUUUUUGUAUUUCUAUGCCCGGUAUUUGUCGAUUGAGAAGAAAAAAUUGGAUAAUAUGACCGACACGAAUUGUCCUCCCGAUCCUACGGAAAACAAUGACUUGACCGAGUUAUGUAGGGAAUUAAAAAGUGAUUAUUACGAGAAUAAAUUGGACGGUUUUUGCUUGUAUUUAUACGGGAUUAUUGUGAAAAAACUAGACAUGAUUUCGUUGGCGAUCAGUGUUUUUGUCAAGUCAGUAAAUCUGGAGCCCCUCUUGUGGUGCUCUUGGUACGAACUCGGCAAAAUAAUCCCUGACAAAAACAAGAUUUUCUCAGUUCAACUUCCUGACCAUUGGAUGAAACAUUUCUUCCUGGCCCACGCAUACCUCGAGCAAUUGAACAACGACGAAGCUUUACAAAUUUAUUUCGAACUUUAUUCACAUGGAUUAAAAAACAGUACUUAUCUAAUGGCUCAAAUCGCAAUAGGCCACCACAACCGGCGAGAUUUGUUCCAAGCUAUCGACUUGUUUAAAGAGAUCUUAACUGUGGAUCCUUACAGACUAGAUAAUUUGGAUACUUACUCGAAUCUCUUGUAUGUGCAAGAAAUGAAGACCGAUUUGGCGGAUUUGGCUCACAAAGUCGUCCUGGUUGAUAAAUACAGGGUUGAGACGUGUUGCGUUAUUGGAAAUUAUUACAGUUUGAGGUCAGAUCAUGCCAAGGCUGUGCUGUAUUUUCGACGGGCUUUGAAGCUUAAUCCUCAGUUUUUGUCGGCGUGGACGCUAAUGGGGCACGAGUACAUGGAGAUGAAAAACACAAAUGCGGCUAUUCAGAGCUAUAGACACGCUAUUGAAAUUAAUAAUCGGGAUUAUAGGGCUUGGUACGGCCUCGGCCAAACUUACGAAAUCCUCAAAAUGUACUUUUAUUGUCUCUACUAUUACAAACAAGCCCAACAAUUAAAACCUAAUGACAGUCGCAUGAUUAUCGCUCUUGGUGAAACUUACGAAAAAUUGGAAAAGACUGAAAAUGCCCUCAAAUGUUACUACAAGGCUUGCACAGUUGGUGAUAUUGAAGGCCAAGCUUUGAUCAAACUUGCAAAGCUUUACGAUAAAUUGAAAGAAGAAGACAACGCGGCAGCCGCGUUUACCGAGUAUUGUUUGAGAGAAGAUGAGAAUAAGGCAAGGUUCAAUGAAGACCAAACUGAAUUUUACAGCGCUUUCCAAUAUUUAGCGAAUUAUCAUUUAAAAAGAGGACAUUUGGAUGAAGCAAAAACUUACGCUAACAAGUGCCUGGAGAAUGAGAAGGCAAAAGAAGUUGCAAAAGCACUACUAAAGGAAAUAGCAAUAAAAAGAUUAUUAAUCGAAAGCACGGAUUCAGAGGCUGUUCCAAUGGAUGAAACUGUUGGAAAUAUUUUGUCUCCGGAAGACGAUGGGCCCUCUGAUAUGGACAUUACUAAUACUUCGUCUAGGUAACAUUUAUACAAAUUAUCUUAUUCAUGAAAUAAAGUUUUUUUAUAAGAU
Molecule: messenger RNA, 1842 nt
Organism: Tribolium madens (black flour beetle)
Lineage: Eukaryota; Metazoa; Arthropoda; Insecta; Coleoptera; Tenebrionidae
Gene: Cdc23
Product: cell division cycle protein 23 homolog
Exons: 6
Coding region: 70-1794 (574 amino acids)
Biological process (GO): cell division
Cellular component (GO): anaphase-promoting complex
Molecular function (GO): protein binding
Source: RefSeq, a predicted model, not a curated record